UAGAUGAUGCGGGGCGGGGGGCGGCAGAGGCAGCAGUCACCCCAGGUAGCAGCCCCCAGCUCCUCCCCCACCUCCCCCGAUCCGACCCCCAGCGCCGGGGGCCAUAAGGGGCUCCAUGGCUCAGACCCAAUGCUGUGUGGUGUACGUUGACCACGACGGAGAAGAGGACGACGAGGCCGGGAAGCAGAGGCGGCCCUGGAUUCCGAGGACGCCGAGAAAGAGGAGGGGAGGGCGAGGAAGAGGGCGACUCAGCCAGUGACUGCACGGAAAGCAGCUUCAGGAGGCACAGCGCCUACAGCACUGUUCUGGGUGAUUCCCCAUCUGUUGGAGUUACUCCUUGCCACCUGUGUUUUCCCCAGUGAGACCCCAGGCAUCAUGGAGCAGAGACAAGCCAUCCCUACUGUGCCCUGUAUGGAUUUCUGUCUCAUAGAAUUUGUGUUCCACAUCACAGGAUCAGAGGAGCCCCACGGAGGAAGUUAGGGUUAUGAAGGACAGGCUGAAGCAAGACACCUGCAGGAAGCUUAUGUAAAUCUAAAAGAGUGAUGACUGAGCUUGUGGCUGAGCCGUGAACUCCUCAAGCAUAGAAACGGGUCUUCUGCAUCAGGGUCCCCAGUGCCUGGCUCUGCAAUCUCAAGCAGAGAGCAUCAUCUUUAAGCAACCAGAGUCUUUCCCAGCCAAGAGGUCACCUGAGAUGUGCAGGUGAGACCCCAGGCAUCAUGGAGCAGAGACAAGCCAUCCCUACUGUGCCCUGUAUGGAUUUCUGUCUCAUAGAAUUUGUGUUCCACAUCACAGGAUCAGAGGAGCCCCACACAGGAAGUUAGAGUUAUGAAGUACAGGCUGAAGCAAGACACUUGCACAAAGCUUAUGUAAAUCUAAAAGAGUGAUGACUGAGCUUGUGGCUGAGCCGUGAACUCCUCAAGCAUAGAAAUGGGUCUUCUGCAUCGGGGUCCCCAGCGCCUGGCUCUGCAAUCUCAAGCAUUGAGCAUCAUCUUUAAGCAACCAGAGUCUUUCCCAGCCAAGAGGUCACUUGAGAUGUGCAGCACUGUUUUAGGUGAUUCCCCAUUCAUUGGAGUCACUCCUUGCCACCUGUGUUUUCCCCGGUGAGACCCCAGGCAUCAUGGAGCAGAGACAAGCCAUCCCUACUGUGCCCUGUAUGGAUUUCUGACUCAUAGAAUUUGUGUUCCACAUCACAGGAUCAGAGGAGCCCCACACAGGAAGUUAGAGUUAUGAAGGACAGGCUGAAGCAAGACACUUGCACGAAGCUUCUGUAAAUCUAUAAGAGUGAUGACUGAGCAUGUGGAUGAGACUGUGGGCUACUGUGUGUGCAGGAGGGGGAGAGUGGCAGUCAGUGGCCUUUGUCUCCUUGGCUACAAGAACAUCCGAUGUGCGGAUGCAGGAGACACACAUGGACAAGAGGAUGGACGAAGCUGAUGUGUACCAUUGCUUAGGUCUUACAAAGUUACUGAGAACAGUGGUGUCAUCCUGAGUGCAGGAGUCUGGGAGUUGGCAUGGCCGAGGAGCGUUUGGUGAGACCCCAGGCAUCAUGGAGCAGAGACAAGCCAUCCCUACUGUGCCCUGUAUGGAUUUCUGUCUCAUAGAAUUUGUGUUCCACAUCACAGGAUCAGAGGAGCCCCACACAGGAAGUUAGGGUUAUGAAGUACAGGCUGAAGCAAGACACUUUCACGAAGCUUAUGUAAAUCUAAAAGAGUGAUGACUGAACAUGUGGAUGAGAAACUUGCAAGGAAAUGCUAUUUCUUACGUUGGUAAAGAUACGUGGAAGUCAUACCAUUUGGUUGAGAAACUAAAUCUCAGUGGAAAUAAUUUGAGAGAAUUACAUAAGGAUUCAUUUGAAGGCCUGUUUUCCCUCCAGUAUUUAGACUUAUCCUGCAAUAACAUAGAAUUUAUUGAAAGGAAUGCGUUUGAAUCACUACCUUUUUUACAAUAUAUAAAUCUUGGUUGCAAUUCAAUCACAAAAGUGAACUUUGGAACAUUUCAAGCCUCACAUGGAAUGCAGUUUUUACACAAGUUAAUCCUCAAUCGUAAUCCUCUGACAACCGUUCAAGAUCCAUAUCUUUUUAAUUUGCCAGCAUUGAAAUAUUUAGACAUGGGAGCAACCCAAGUGUCAUUUACAACAGUUGAUAACAUCCUCAAGAUGACCCUUACACUGGAAAAACUGAUCUUACCUAGCCGUUUGGCCUGCUGCCUCUGCCACUUUAAAAAUAGUAUUGAGGCUGUUGCCAAGUCAAUCAGACUGCAUUGUGACAAUGAGUGUCUGGUAAAAACACAUUGUGAUGAACAAGUACUUACAGAACGACCAUUCAUGAAAAUAUUAGAAGACCGGAAAAAGUACAACAGCAGUGAGCUGACAAUUGAGUCAGAGAGGACAGCCCCAAAGAAAAAUAGCGAGACUUUGUCAGCCUUCAUGAACCUCCUGAUGAAAUUGCUUGAAGAGCAGCAGGAAGUAAAGGUUUCCAAGGAAGAGUUGGAUACAGAACAAUGGAAAAAUGAGAGGAUGGAAGCCCCGGGGGAACAGGAAGAGGAGGAAUCAAAUGAGUUCAGAAAUGAAGUGCCAGGAUAUAAGAACUACAACAAAGUCAUCAUAGCAUCACCUGUGAUUGCAGUAGUAGCUUUUUAUUUUGUAGUUUUCUGUCUCAUUGCGAUUUGUCACAGUAAGGAGGCUUCAAGAGAAAGCUCAAGGGGCUCUCUUUCAAGUGGCCAGCAGAAAAAAUCAGCAGAAGACCAGCUGGAGGAGGGCGGUUUCUGCAGAAGACUGUUUCUUUGGCUGAAGAAUCUGUUUGCAUCUUUCCUGGCCAUAUUUAAGAAAAAUGAGCAGAAGCCUCAGGAUACAGCUGAGAAUGUAGCUUUCCUAAAAAAGGAACAGAGUGAAGAAGACGCAGGAGAGAGGAUAAAUACAUCAGAAUAUCCUGCUGAAGAGGCAGCAGAGGAAAGUGAAGAAUAAAACCUCCACUGAUUGAACUACA
Messenger RNA from Myotis lucifugus (little brown bat), 2981 nucleotides. Its product is annotated as leucine-rich repeat-containing protein 37A-like. NCBI's taxonomy places the organism in Eukaryota, Metazoa, Chordata, Mammalia, Chiroptera, Vespertilionidae. The coding region runs from base 1721 to 2959 and encodes 412 amino acids. The record is from RefSeq and is a predicted model, not a curated record. The transcript has 27 exons. Gene Ontology annotation, molecular function: protein binding.